Zasmidium cellare ATCC 36951 is the source of this 471-nucleotide messenger RNA. RefSeq lists its product as uncharacterized. The coding region runs from base 1 to 471 and encodes 156 amino acids. The record is from RefSeq and is a predicted model, not a curated record. The transcript has a single exon. Lineage: Eukaryota; Fungi; Ascomycota; Dothideomycetes; Mycosphaerellales; Mycosphaerellaceae.
AUGGGCGCCCGCCUCUCCCAACCCCGCGGCCCAUCCGGCACAACCGAAUCCUCCGUCCCCUCCAAACCACCACCCCCACGAACGCCCAAAAACCCCUUCCCGCGCCGCAUCAACUCCCGCACCAUCGCCGCCCCCGCCGCGGCCUUCACAAUGGCGUUGAUCCUCUUCGUCUACACGCGGACGUCGAUUCGCGCGGCGAAGGCGAAUGCGCAGAGACAUCGGGAGGCGGAUACGGGUGGGGAAGGGCUGAGCUUGUUGAAUGAGAGUCGGAGGCGGCAUGGGAUGCAGAGGGGGGUGGAGGGGAGUGGUGGGGGGACUGUGGUUGAGUUGGGGAGGGAGUUGGUUGGUGCUGGGAGGGGGAAGAGGGGGGAUGCGCGUGAGGGUGAGAGGGGAAGGAGUGAGGAGGAGGAGAGGUUGAGGGCGCUGAGGGGGUUGAAGAAGGGAGGUGGUGGUAGUGAUGGGGAGGGAUGA